AAAAAGCUGAAUUUUUAAAAAAGAAUGCCAUUAAUGCACAAGAUAUUCUUAACACAUUAAGUGAUAGAAAACCAUAUGUUGUCAUUUUUCUGUUGGAUUGCUGUAGACAAUAUUUCUUAAGAAACACUGAUCUAAAUAGAGGUGCUUUAAACGCAAACGAAUAUCAAUCAGUUGGACUGACAGCGAUGCAUAAAGCAGGCUCUUUGGUUGCUUUUGCUUGUGCGCCUGGUGCAUUAGUCGACGAUAAACCUGAAGAAAAAAACAGUUUAUUUAUGAAACAUCUUUUGAAACAUCUUCCAACUCCGAAUGAAGACAUUGUAAAUACACUGCGAAAUGUGACUCGUGGAGUGAUGCAGGAUUCUAAUUCAAAACAGAUUCCAUUUAUGAGUGUUCAAUUAUGUCACAACAAUAUAUACAUGUACGAGCAAACUGACGGUAAGAAUAAUAGUUUUCGAUGGAGUGAAACAAGAGUUACUAUAAGACGUAUGUCAUCGGCACAAUGUAUGCACAUUCAGUGA
Messenger RNA from Rotaria socialis, 518 nucleotides. The record is from the annotation of a GenBank genome assembly. Lineage: Eukaryota; Metazoa; Rotifera; Eurotatoria; Philodinida; Philodinidae.